Molecule: messenger RNA, 1794 nt
Organism: Dichomitus squalens LYAD-421 SS1
Lineage: Eukaryota; Fungi; Basidiomycota; Agaricomycetes; Polyporales; Polyporaceae
Product: armadillo/beta-catenin/plakoglobin
Exons: 15
Coding region: 90-1751 (553 amino acids)
Cellular component (GO): cytoplasm
Molecular function (GO): ATP binding; kinase activity
Source: RefSeq, a predicted model, not a curated record
CGGAAACGCGACUGCCAUCGCUUUUCCCAUCUAUCUGGUUACAUCUUCGUAUGCUAAAGUCGUUCCUCGACGACUUACUUUAGAGCUCUAUGGAAGAAGUGGGAGAGCAAGAACAGACCCCAUUUUUGGACCCGUCCCCUGGCCGCCCUCCUCUCUCUAGAGCCGUUUCGAACACCCUCAAUCCGGGCGGGCGAUCAGAGUUCUUACUACAGGCGAAGAAGAACACCAUACUUAAGUCUCAUGGAAGACCACCAUGGUACGAUGAGGACGGACAUGCUGUCCAUGACGCCUUCGUGAUAGGCGUGGCUGGCGGAUCCGCUAGUGGGAAGACCUACGUCGCUCGUCGGAUCGUGCAGGCACUAGGUUCAAUCCCGACCGUUGUGAUAUUAUCUCAGGAUAGUUUUUACAAGAAACAUGGACCGGAAGACUUGGAGCUUGCCUUUCAGAAUCGCUACGACUUCGAUCACCCAGAUGCUAUCGACAUGCCGCUUUUUGCCUCGUGCCUCGCUGACCUCAAGGCCGGACGGCAAUCUAAUAUUCCGAUCUACUCGUUCAAAGAGCACCAACGCUUGGAUGAGACCAAAUAUCUGUAUGGUGCUGCAAUCAUCAUCGUUGAAGGUAUUCUUGCACUACACGACCCUACACUGCGAGACCUCUACGAUUUGAAGAUCUUUGUACAAUGCGAUUCUGAUCUGAUGCUCGCACGGCGUAUACGGCGAGACAUCAAUGAGCGUGGUCGGAGUGUAGAGGGUGUUCUGGAGCAAUACUUGCGUUAUGUGAAGCCAGCAUACGACAACUUUGUGCAGCCUACAUCUCGCUAUGCAAACAUCAUUGUGCCGGGAUCAGACAACACUGUCGCUAUAGAGCUCAUCGCUACGCAUGUCCGCAGGAAGAUAGAAGAUCGUUCACGAUAUCUACGAAAAGAUCUUGCGCGAAUAGGGCCCUUGGAUCUGACCCUUGGCAACCCAGUGGAUCAAAGCUUCCCAAACUUGACGGUGCUACGCCAGACUCCCCAGUUGCGGGGAAUCUUCACCAUGCUCCGCAAUAGCAGAACUCGCCGGGAAGACUUCAUAUUUUUCACCGAUAGGUUGUCAACUUUCCUCAGCGAGAAGGCUAUGGAGUUCCUCCCGUACAAGUCGAAGAACAUCACAACGCCCGUAGAAGCCACAUACACCGGCAAGGAACUUGCGGUCGAACAUAUCUGUGGAGUAUCCAUUCUGCGCUCCGGCGGGCCUCUCGAGCGCGGUCUCCGACGCGUGAUCCAAGACAUCCGCAUCGGCUCGCUCCUCAUUCAGUCCGAAGACAAUACUGGGGAGCCCCUACUGCUCCAUCUCAUGCUCCCCAACUGCAUCCGCCAGCGGCAUCUCGCGAAGAACUCGUUCGUGUUCCUCCUCGAUGCACAGGUCGGCACCGGGGCCGCGGCGUUCAUGGCGAUCCGCGUGCUCCUCGACCAUGGCGUGCCGCAGGAGAAUAUCAUCUUCGUCACGUUCAUCGUCGCCGCGUGUGGCGGCGUGCGGGUCCUGCAGCGCGCGUUCCCGAAGGUCCGCAUCGUGUGUGGGGCGGUCGACCCCAUGCUGAGGGAGACGUGGGCGCUGUGGGACACCACGCCGCAAUCGCCGAGCCAGGAUGGGGAUUCGGGAGGUUUGGGGACCCCGACAGCGAAGACGAAGGCAGAGGCCGAGGCCGAGGGGAGGAAGAUCUGGGUUGUCGAGCCUGGUAUUGGUCACAUUGGCGAUCGGUACUACCUGUAGCAUCGUGAUAUUGUCUUAGUUUACUGCGUUAUUUGUCACUCGC